CACAAGCAAGUUUUACGAACUUAAAAAGUGAUGCAGAGAAAGCGUGUUUUAUAAAGCAGCCGAAUGCUUUUUCCUCAUAAAUUUCACAUUUUUGCACAGACGCUUGUAGGUUUUACUUCGAACAUAACAUACCAAUUGGAACGUAGCGGCAGUAUGUCACGUGAUACUACCCAGGCGUAGACAGUAUGAAACUAUCGCUUGGCCAACUUAUAACUUUCUUGUAAAUCCUAAGCAUUUUUUAUGAUUUCUUUGAAGUUUUGCGACAAGAAAACGCUUGUAUAGACUGGACAAACAACUAGCGUUUGUAUGUAUCUUUUUGAUAUCAGUUCAGUCGCAGCAAAGGCAACGUUGGUAUGAAAAGAUGUCCGAACCCAAAACAACGUCUGAACUUCAAUUGUACAAAAUACUUCAAAGAGCUAAUCUACUGUCAUACUACGAUGUCUUUAUUUCUCAAGGCGGUGACGAUGUUCGUCAACUUGUUGAAGCAGGCGAGGAAGAAUUCCUUGAAAUAAUGGCUCUUGUCGGAAUGGCUAGUAAACCAUUACAUGUCAGAAGAUUACAGAAAGCCCUUCACGAAUGGGCGUCUUUUAAUCGUAGUCCAACUGUAUCUCGCCUACCUUCAACCUAUAUACCCUCCGUUCCAUCUGUCGGUAAUAAGCGCCUUAUACAGAUAUCACCCGUCCAAAAUAUAAAAGAUGAAGAGAAAUCAAAUGAUUCCAAUCCUGAGAGUGAUGACACUUGUCAAACAAGUUGUACCAUUGAAUUAUCAACAGAACAAGCUAUUGCUAUUGAAAGGUCAGCUACUAAUUUGGCAUCUAAAUUACCUCAGUUUGCCCCUAAAAUGAUUCAAAUGAAAAAACCAUUCGGAAAAGAACUAGAAGACGUUUUACGAUUACCGUCAGUACAUCCAGAAUAUAUGUCAUUAUUGAGAAGACAUUCAGCUAUAUAUAUUCCGAAUAGUUCUGAGGAACGUAACGACAGCCGUCUAACAAUAUAUCAGGUUCUUACGAAUGAAGCAGCGGCCCAGUUAUGCAAACAUCGUCCAGCACUUGUAACGAGAAGAGAUGAUUUAUUUCCUCUAGCGAAGAGAGUAGUUAAAGAUGCCUGUAAGACAGGUGAUAUAUGCGUAACUAUGACCUCAUCGGAUUCCAGUAGUUCGUCAGGAGAUGAAGAUCCAACCUGUCCAAAAAAAUGCAAAACUGAAGAAAAUCCUAUACAACAAGUUGGUAUAAGUAUUUAAAAGAGAAUGUGAAAUAUUAUUUACCAAUUAAUUACGUUCAAAAGAAAUGUAUGAUGAUUUUACAAAAAGGAGUUUAUUUAAUUUUUAUUCAGUCAACGAAAAACUUAAACAAAAAAGACAAUGAGAUGUGAACCGUGAUUGGGCAGAUUUAGUAGGCUAACUUCUCCAAUUUUGAAAUCAAGCAAAUCGUCAGACGACGCUCUGAGGAGAUUCGGCGAUCAAAGCGAUUAAAAGAGACAAAUAUCGAUGUAUCAAUAAAAAAAUUCUAAAACUUAUUCCUUUAGCUAAAAAAAAGGUGAAAUUUUCAAAUAAACGGUUG
Messenger RNA from Dimorphilus gyrociliatus, 1559 nucleotides. The record is from the annotation of a GenBank genome assembly. Lineage: Eukaryota; Metazoa; Annelida; Polychaeta; Dinophilidae.